AUCACCAGCAGGCGGCAGCAAUGCAGUAACACUGCCUAGUCUGCCGGAAAUGGACAGAAGAAGAAGAACAUUGCCGGAAUUCUACAAGAAGAAGAAGACGACGACGACGACUGUUUACCGACCUAAAGCCCGGACAGUCAGCGGAGAGAAGCCGUUAGCUCGAACCAAAUAACGGCAGAAACCCCGAGGAGUUAGCUUGCUACAGACAUGGACCGACACCGGAACCAGCUGCGGGCGGUUUUAAAACCGGAAACGGAGCUGCGAGGAGAAGCUUUACCUUCAGAUGUCCAGAAAGUGAUUGUUGGUGAGGAACAGCAGGAGUGGAUCUCCAGUCUGGACCAGGACAAGCCAGAGCCCCCACACAUUAAAGAGGAACAGGAGGAACUCACCGUCAGUCAGGACCGAGAGCAGCUUCAAGGGCUGGAGGAGGCUGAUAUCACCAAGUUCCCAAUCACUCCUGUCCCUGUGAAGCGUGAAGAGGAUGAAGAGAAACCAGAGUUCUCACAGCUUAAUCAAAUACAAACUGUAGAGAUGAAGACAGAAGCUGAUGGAGAGGACUGUGGAAGACCAGAACCAGACAUUGACGGUUUGCAUUCGCAACCAGAUGAUGAUGACAAGAAUGGAGACUCGUCUGAACCUGAGACUGAUGACAGUGCUGAAUCGAAGGAGACCAGAGAAACUCAGUCAGGCUUAAACUCUAUGAAUAAUGAAGUCCCUGUCUGUGAUUCUAGAUGUAGUACUGGAUAUCCUAAGAAAGAAACAAGAUCUCAUACAGAAGAGAAACCAUUUAGCUGCUCAAUUUGUAGGACGUCUUUUUCAGUGAGUAGAAAUUUACAUAGACACAUGAGAACCCACACAGGAGAAAAACCGUUUAGCUGCUCAGUCUGUAAGAAAGCUUUUACAGUGAGAGGAAGGUUAAAUACACACAUGAGGACCCACACAGGAGAGAAACCGUUUAGCUGCUCAGUCUGUAAGAAAGCUUUUACAUUGAGUGAAAAUUUACAGGCACACAUGAGAAUCCACACAGGAGAGAGACCAUUUAGCUGCUCAGUCUGUAAUACAGCUUUUAUACAAAGUGGACAUUUAAAGAAACACAUGAGAAUCCACACAGGAGAGAGACCAUUUAGCUGCUCAGUCUGUAAGAAAGCUUUCACAGACCAUGCACAUUUAGAAAGACACAUGAGAAUCCACACAGGAAAGAGACCAUUUAGCUGCUCAGUCUGUAAGAAAGCUUUUACGAUGAGGGAAAAUUUACACGCACACAUGAGAAUCCACACAGGAGAGAGGCCGUUUAGUUGCUCAAUCUGUAAGAAAGCUUUCACAGAGAGAGGACAUUUAAAGGCCCACAUGAGAAUCCACACUGGAGAGAAACCAUUUAGCUGCCCAUUCUGUGAGAAAACUUUUACAGUGAGUGGACAUUUACAGCAACACAUGAGAAUUUACACUGGAGAGAAACCGUUUAGCUGCUCUGUCUGUAAGAAAGCUUUUACAGUGAGUAGAACUUUACAUAGACACAUGAGAACCCACACGAGAGAAACCACUUAGCUGUGUUAAGUGGAGCUCUAGUCUAUAAGGAGAGCAUAGAACAUUUAGUCAAGUCUCUACACAUAUAUAAGAUGUAAUUAUUUGGGUCCUUAAAAUGUUUAAAAUAUGAUUGGAAUUUUAGACUUGAAAAUGUCUUGAAUAUGAUUUUGGUAAGUGUAAAUGUAUUGGGUUAUGAGGUUAAUGUGUCUGUUGGUAUCUAAUGAACUGGACUAUUUAGAAAAUUAUGGGUCAAUCCAUGCAACCUCAGCUCUCUUCAAAAUGGCAGCUGUUCUUAAAUCGCAAGGAACUGCCACCCAACUCAGUCUCCCUUAAGUAUAAAGUGCUGUGACACCAUCCCCAUAAAACUGCUAUUGUGAAUGCACUUUCUCUGCUCCAGAAGAAGAGGAGAAGAUGAAGUCCAAAAUCCGUUCUUAGUGAAAGCAUGGCAUACUGAUAGUAGCCCAACACAGAAACUAUUCUCUAGCAGCUGAUGUGAGUGCUGGCUUAGAGUAACUCAGUUAGCAUUACCUAUACGUAGAGGUGGUAAAAGUAGUAAAAUAUUGUACUCAAGUAAAAGUCCCAAUACUGUGAUGAUAAAUGAGUCUAGUAAAAGUAAUAAGUAAUUAAUUUAAAACAUACUUUUAGUAAAAGUUACUUCAUCAAGGGGUCAAAUAUCCAAAACUAUUUUGUUUUUAAUUAAAAUGAAAUCUAUAAGAAUGUAUAAAUGUCUAUACAAGUAUAUUCACGUGUAAUAACGUAACACAUGACUAGCCUGACAAGCCAGAACCACAUUAAGAUGUUGGGUCUGGGAACUCACCAUUGCCACAGCUCUAGCGGAGGGGCGGGAUAAACAGUUGUCUUUCAAAUUCCCUCUGCACAUAAUAGGAUAGCGCUACAACCAACCAGAGCAACGCUGGCUGAUAGAUCAAACUUUUGCCGUAUCCGCAAAACUCCGAAGACAUCUUCCUUUUUUAAGAAUGACUUCAGUGCUGUUCUUUGUUCUUUUCUCAAAGAAAAGCUUAAGUCCACAGCUUCCAGAGUCACGGCCAAAGACUAUUCAAAAGACUUCUGUUCACCAGUAGCCGGGAAUUCACGCAGAACCUUUGCAACUCUGCCGUUAUUAUGUUAAGCCCGCCCACCGACUCUAUACAUGAUGUGAUUGCCCUGACCAGAAUUUGUUUUCUCCAGCUUGCAAGCCAAGGGAGAGUUGCUAGACAGACCCUGACUGCAAUUUACAUUUGCUGACGCUAGGGUGUCUAGAUUUCUAGGCUAAUACAUGACAUGCAUGUGAAUUAAUUUAGCCAAUGUCCUGCAGACGUCUUACGGGUUGCUAGUGCUAGACAAAAAUGAGCAAUGCCACGAAACAUGUUGUUUUGCUAAUUGGCAAUUUGCUAUUCGUCAUGAAAACUUCUUUUGAAGUACCAAUGCACAAAUACUUACCAAAACACGCUUCAGCACAUUAGGUAUGGAGUUAUUGAAUGCUGUUUUGGGCUGCAGAAUUAAAUGUUUCAGCUAGCAUUUCUAUAGCAUGGUUGACACCAGACCCUUCUCAGUUGGAACUGAGAGUGGGUCAGGGAAAGGUUAAUUCACAGCCCAUUUCCCAAUGGACGCCACUCAAAUGGCACUUGGCGCAAUUGGAUAGACCUAAAACCAAUCAGAGCGAUGACGUUGCUGCGCUAUCAUCGUCAUGUAAAGCCCACCUCAAUGGUUGUGAUUGGUGCCUUCAUUUGGAAAAGUAAAAAAUGGCGGACUUGCAGAGCAAAUCUCAAAUUUGCCAGAAUGUUGCAGAGGUUUUCCCAGGCUAGCAUUUCUACUGAAACAGUCUCUGAACCGUUGUCGCUCUCCUGAUCCACCUCCAUCUCAUUCUCGAUCACCUACAGAAAGGCUUGGAGAUGGGAUCUGUAAUGUCGCAAAAUACAAUACUUCACUCAAAACGUAAUCAAGUACAUUUAAAAUUACCAAUUUAAAAAAACUGCUUUAAAAAUACAAAAUACACAACAAAACUACUCAAUAUAGUCACAUGAGUAAAUGUAUUUCAUUACUUUCCACCUCUGGCUAUAUGUACAAAGUCUACCAGCUAACUUGAAACAAGAGAACCGAAGAAUUCACCAAGUUAACUACAAUAACUGAAGCUACCAGCUUCAUCCAACCUGCAGGACUGGGAUACAGCACAAUAGAGACUGAAUCAUUUGAUCUCAGAAUCACAAUUCUCCCAGCCUGGCUUUCUCACAAAACAAAGGAGUUCUUCCUCUGAAAAUGGAACUAACUCGGCCAGCAUUAGGACGGCAGCUAAACAAAGCUGCUAACUGUUUAAAUUCUGUUAACGUAUAUAUGUAUUGAUUGGAUUUUAUGCAAUCCAGACCUAUAUUGUUGUAAUGUUUUAGUAGUCAGUUAGUCAAAUGUUUCUGUGAAAAUAAUACAAAUAUAAAUACUUCAGUAGGCCAGUUGUAUGUACACUUAUACACACCAACACAUGCUUGCUCCUCGGGCAGGAGUAAGAGCUUUGAGAACAACUUCUGGUUCCACCCUGGACCAAGGAGCUAUCAAAUAAGAGACGUGAGGUCCAGCUAAAGGCAGCCGGACUAACAGAGUUCACUUAAAGACAGGCUUUUCUAUGUUAAAAGCUGGGGUCUAUUUCUCGAGGCAGAAUUUAUGAGUCUAGACGUAGUCUAGUUUGAGCAGCCUGGCUUUGUGCUUGUCGAGACGGCUGACGAGCUGCGACUAGGCCGAGCCAGGUUGAAGUAAUUUGGAUAGAUGCCUGUUCACGUCUUUCUUUAACAAGCCUCCUUCACGGCCUGGCACCCUGCCAUAUCUCUGGACCUCCUGGUACUGGAAACUUUGAAAUCCUCGGGCAGAGGUUUUCUGUCUGUUCCGGGGGCCUGGCUGAAAACUAAAGGGGACAGAGCGUUAGCGUUCUCUGGAACGAUCUGCCCGAGGACAUCAUGUCAGCUGAGUCAGCAGUCUCCUUCAUAAUACAUACUUUUUAUCGGAGAGCCUUUCCUGCCUUUAUUUGAGCUUUUUUAUUUCUGUAAAAUGUUUUUGCUACUCUAACCUACAUUAUACGCCUAAUAGUUUUCAUUAAAUGUUUUUUUAAAUCCUGA
Messenger RNA from Etheostoma spectabile (orangethroat darter), 4625 nucleotides. RefSeq names its product gastrula zinc finger protein XlCGF8.2DB. Gene Ontology annotation, biological process: regulation of transcription by RNA polymerase II. Lineage: Eukaryota; Metazoa; Chordata; Actinopteri; Perciformes; Percidae. The record is from RefSeq and is a predicted model, not a curated record. The transcript is spliced from 2 exons. Gene Ontology annotation, molecular function: DNA-binding transcription factor activity, RNA polymerase II-specific; RNA polymerase II cis-regulatory region sequence-specific DNA binding. The coding region runs from base 208 to 1545 and encodes 445 amino acids.